AAACAGCGAACCUCGUGAUUUUAGUCAUUUUUGUGCUGUGCGAUCGAAUGGUUUGAAAGACAAUCGGCUCUCGGUGUAGUUGUUUUUUUUCGUCACUGGUUGCUUUGAUUUGGUAGCAAAAAACAGGAGUGAGUUAUCGCUUGCUAAAGGGGAAGGGCGUAAAUCCUUCGGUGUAAACAUUAACAACAACAACAACAUGGUGGAAACUCCGGUGGUGAAGUCAAGUUCAAUGACGAAGCUAAGUGCAACGACACCCGCGAACACCAGCAGCGGCGGGAUUGAGACGAAUGCGAGUCCAGAUGAUCACUACAAUCCAUCGGUGAGGAUCUUGCACAUCCCAAAGCAACCGGAUGGAUCAUGCGGGUUUCACCUAUCGCGCAGCAAGUGGGAUCCGUAUCCUUGGGUCAGUGGGGUUGACGAAGUAUCGCCGGCUGAGGUGACCGGAUUGAAGGCCGGAGAUUGUGUGCUAGAGGUCAACAACGAGGACGUUCUUGGUAUGCGCAUCGCCGAGGUCGCCGGCAUGGUUCGUUCCAAGUCGGACAUUGUAACUCUCCUUCUGUGGAGUACGGGCAUGGAGCCAACCUGUAACCCGGAGUCACUUUGCUGUGGCCCAAUGCCACUCAAUCUGGAGCGGCUAUCGGCCAGUAUGCAAACCAUCGUGGCUGCUUUGGAGUGCCCGGUGUGCUUUGAUACUAUUCCACCGCCAGUUUUCCAGUGCCAGAAUGGUCACCUGGUUUGCUCUCGAUGUCGGGUGCGAUCGGAGAGAUGCGCCGUCUGUCGGGAAAAGUAUACCUUUGGCAGGUCACUGCUGGCCGAACAGGUAUAUCAGUCGAUUGCCGAGUCGUUCAAUUUGGCGGAAGGAAACGAUGGAAAACUUCGCGAGCGGUUGUUUGGAGCAAAGUGUGCUCGGAAGAAACCUCGCUCUCCCUUCAACAGUGAGGGACACUUACCAGCAGGAAAGCAAAUUCACUCGCAUACGCACAAGUUCCUAGCGAGAAUAAUGGGAAAAUCGUCCUCUGUGGAUAAUUUGAGCAAAAAUCAGCUCUGCGAGCAGGGUGAGGAACUGCAAGGCCUAAAGGUGAAGUCUUUAUCGCUGUCGUCCAGUGAAAUAUUUAGACGCGAUAACACGGUGUCCGUUCCACGAUGCACUUCGUCAAAUCGACUAGCACCGGAACUGGCUGCAUCGUGUAAUAGUUUGUCCACGCGGAGGCAGACCUCAUCGCUUUCCUGUAACGUUUCGGCAGAAAGCUUGGGAAGUAUACCGGAAAACGGGGUUCAAAUCGUAGUUCCUGGCGCCAACUCUCGCCAACAAGGGGUGACCUAUUGUUGUCCUUGUGGCGAGUAUUGUAGUGAUAAGAUAAAUGUUUCCGAGCUGGAGCAGCACGUAACCGAGCAUCACCGGACGCCGAUCAUUUCGUUUGGCACGGCAUCGGCCGAGAUUUCGCUUCCGCCAAGGACACCUGUUGAUAAUGCCUGCCUGGUGUUGAUUCUUCAUGGUCAUAAAUUUUGGCUGAAAUUAAUCUCGAGCCCGAGCUCCGUCGGGGAUAUCUUUAUCUCUGCGCUCCUGCAGGGAGACGAAACCGAGUGCCGGAACUAUGCACUGGAGGUGGUAAUACGGAAAGCCGGUCUGCAUCAGAUACUCGGGAAGGAGUUGAUAUCCCGCUCGGAGGUUCACUCGAUGGAAGGCAAAUCGUGGAAUGAUAUCAGCAAUACCAGGAGUGGUGUUUACUAUACUGGCGAGUGCAUUAAAUCAACAUUCGAACCGGAAACGGAGAUUCUGCUGAAGGCGAGCAUUAAACGAUUGUCUGAUAUACUCUAGGGGCGGCAAACCUGAAUUACGGAAGGCACUUUGAGUGAUGUUUAGAGUGACGAGUGUGUCGUACUUUAAAUUAUUAAUUUUCCCUCGGAUGUGUAGAAAUAAUUAGUACAUAGGAUCUUGGUUAUAAUGUUCUAGCAUUGUACAUUUUGCUUAUAAAGCACCAUUCUGUUUUACGGCAACUGAAAUGUUUUUUUAGAGUAGGUCCACUUUUAUUACAUUUCAAAUACAAUAUUUAUGUUUUUAA
Topomyia yanbarensis is the source of this 2063-nucleotide messenger RNA. RefSeq lists its product as uncharacterized. The record is from RefSeq and is a predicted model, not a curated record. The transcript is spliced from 7 exons. Gene Ontology annotation, biological process: proteasome-mediated ubiquitin-dependent protein catabolic process; multicellular organism development. Bases 197 to 1819 code for a protein of 540 amino acids. Lineage: Eukaryota; Metazoa; Arthropoda; Insecta; Diptera; Culicidae. Gene Ontology annotation, cellular component: cytoplasm. Gene Ontology annotation, molecular function: ubiquitin conjugating enzyme binding; ubiquitin protein ligase activity.